This is a messenger RNA of Ceratitis capitata (Mediterranean fruit fly), 1526 nucleotides long. Its product is annotated as retinol dehydrogenase 13. The record is from RefSeq and is a predicted model, not a curated record. The transcript is spliced from 6 exons. Bases 491 to 1468 code for a protein of 325 amino acids. Lineage: Eukaryota; Metazoa; Arthropoda; Insecta; Diptera; Tephritidae.
AAAGCAUUUUGAGGCGGAUCGGCAAAAACGGAGUUUCGGGUUGAGAUACUUAAUUCGAGGUUAUAGAUCUUUGUAAUAAAAAAAUACACACAAUAUACUAAAGUUAUUUCAUCAUUAGGUCCAUUGGAGAUCAAUCAUCAUUUUCAUCCAACAUUUUUUUAACAUCAGCGUGGCACAAGGUGUACCUACCACAAAAACAAAAACUUUUACAUACUCGCUUCUUUGAACAUUUUCCGAAUACACUGAAAUCUAACGAUCUGAACGAGCUUAGCCUUCCUUUCACAUUCGUCUUCUUGUAAAUAUUCUUCACCCGUUCAUUUCUCUCAGUGUAUUUUGACUUCUUUGCUGAUGUACAUCCAUACAUAUAUAUCAGCUGAUAGGCCGGCCGCGGAUUGCUUUUGCAACAGCUGACUUAAUUAUCUUGUUUUUUCCAUUCAUGUAACAAUAUAUUUUUUAAAAUAAAAACUAGUACUUAGAUAUUGUUUUAGAUAUGUUUAAUUUUUUAAAAAGUCGCCCAGUGUUUUGGGCAAGUGUAACAGGCACCACAGUAGGUGUUGCGUUCUUCAUUAAAGAUUUAAUGCAAGGAGAAAAGUUCAACAACUCUAUUAAAGCUGAAAACAAAGUAGUAAUUGUUACUGGCGCUAAUACAGGUAUUGGCAAGGAGACCGUGCUUGAACUGGCGCGACGUGGAGCUACUGUUUACAUGGCUUGUCGCGAUAUGCAGAAAUGUGAAGAGGCUCGCGAGGAAAUCGUUUUAGAAACCUUCAACAAACAUGUAUACUGCCGGCAAUGUGAUUUGGCGUCAUUGGAAUCAAUACGUAAAUUUGCAGAUAAUUUUAAAAAAGAACAGCAACGUCUGGAUAUUCUUAUCAACAACGCUGGCGUAAUGCGUUGUCCACGCUCCCUAACGAAGGAUGGGUUUGAAAUGCAGUUAGGUGUUAAUCACAUGGGACACUUUCUGCUCACUAAUUUGUUGCUGGAUUUGUUAAAAAAAUCAGCACCGAGCCGUGUUGUUACCGUUUCAAGUCUGGCGCAUACGCGUGGUGAAAUCAAUGUAGCCGAUUUGAAUAGUGAUAAAUCAUACGACCCAGGCACGGCUUAUAAUCAGAGUAAAUUGGCAAAUAUAUUGUUUACACGUGAGUUAGCGAGACGUUUGGAAGGUACUGGCGUUACAGCGAACGCGCUACAUCCGGGCGUAGUAGAUACGGAAUUAUUCAGACAUAUGGGCUUCUUUAAUAGUUUCUUUGCAAAUAUGAUAUUCAAACCAUUGUUUUGGCCUUUCAUUAAGGCACCACAAAAUGGUGCUCAAACCACAUUGUAUGCUGCCUUAGAACCAGAAUUGGCUAAUGUAUCCGGCAAAUACUUUAGCGAUUGUAAUUUGAAGGAUGUUGCGCCCGCUGGCACAGAUGAUGCUCUAGCCAAAUGGCUCUGGGCUGUUAGUGAGAAAUGGACUAAGUUAAAUAAUUGAUUUUGCUUAUGAUAUAAUUUAUACACACAUAUUAAAUAAAACCAUUUUUGAUUUUAAA